Python bivittatus (Burmese python) is the source of this 5908-nucleotide messenger RNA. The record is from RefSeq and is a predicted model, not a curated record. Lineage: Eukaryota; Metazoa; Chordata; Lepidosauria; Squamata; Pythonidae.
CGGAAACUGUCCAAGAUGGAAAGGCAGCGCUUCAGUGAGGAGGUAGAGAUGCUGAAGGGGCUCCAACACCCUAACAUUGUCCGUUUCUAUGACUCAUGGAAGUCUUCUGUCAAAGGACAGGUCUGCAUUGUGCUGGUCACAGAACUCAUGACCUCAGGCACCCUCAAAACGUAUUUGAAGCGAUUCAAGGAGAUGAAGAUGAAGGUUCUUCAGAGAUGGAGUAGACAGAUCCUUCGAGGACUCCAUUUUCUACAUACACGAUCCCCUCCAAUCAUCCAUCGGGACCUGAAGUGUGAUAAUGUCUUUAUCACAGGUCCUACAGGCUCAGUCAAAAUUGGGGAUCUUGGUUUGGCCACACUCAAGCGUGCAUCAUUUGCAAAGAGUGUCAUAGGAACCCCUGAAUUUAUGGCUCCAGAGAUGUAUGAAGAAAAAUAUGAUGAAGCAGUGGAUGUUUAUGCCUUUGGCAUGUGCAUGCUGGAGAUGGCAACUUCAGAAUACCCCUAUUCAGAAUGCCAGAAUGCAGCUCAGAUUUAUCGUAAAGUUACCUCGGGUAUGAAACCAAACAGUUUUUACAAGGUGAAGGUGCCUGAACUAAAAGAGAUCAUUGAGGGUUGCAUUCGGAUGAACAAAAAUGAAAGAUAUACCAUCCAGGAUCUUCUGGACCACUCCUUUUUCCAUGAGGAUACAGGGGUCCAUGUUGAACUGGCUGAAGAGGAUGAUGGGGUUAAGACCAAUCUGAAGCUUUGGCUACGGAUGGAUGACACCAAAAAGCUGCAUGGGAAGUACAAGGACAACAAUGCCCUGGAGUUUCACUUUGAGCUGUAUAAGGAUGUGGCUGAGGAAGUUGCCCAGGAAAUGGUGGUCCUAGGCUUUGUGUGCGAGGCAGACUACAAGCCGGUGGCCAAAGCAGUGCGUGAGCGAGUUCUUGCUAUCAAGCGCCAGCGUGAGAAGGCCAAACGAGCUCAGGAACAGCAGAAGCGGCAGGAGCAAUCUCUAGCAAUGACUCCUGAUAUCCUGCAUCUGCUGGACCUGGACUCCCCCUCACCUCUCAGUCCUGUCCAGCUCUCAGCACCCACCACACCAGGGUCUGGUGAUUCUGCCCUCGGAUCAACCUUUCCUCCAGAGCCAGAAGAGCCAGAAGUCGACCAGCACCAGCCUUUCCAGUAUCAUCCUAAUUAUUCCUCUACCACAUCUGACUGUGAGACUGACGGAUACUUGAGUUCCUCUGGAUUUGUGGACUUGCCUGACAAGCUACGGAAUCACCCUAGCCCAAUAACUGUUCCUGAGCAUUCCUUUGCUUCGAGCAUUGCUGUGAGCCUGGACCCUGCCUCCAUCAGUGACAUCUCUUCCCCUGUCGACAGUUACACAUCUGAUGUGGCAUCUGGCUUGAGUGAUGGCUAUGAGGGUCUCUCUGCAAGUGAAGGCAGACCGAAGCCCCUGGCCAAGCGGGCCCCUGGGAGACUGCUGCGCCGUCGUGCUCGAUCUCGUCUGCGCAUCACUAAUAUGCCAAACCAGAAUGAUCAAGUGGUUGAGUGUCAACUACAAACAUAUAAUAACAAGAUGGUCACCUUUAAGUUUGACCUGGAUGGAGACAGUCCUGAGGAAAUCGCAGCUGUCAUGGUUGCCAAGGAAUUCAUCCUGAAAUCUGAACAGGAAGGAUUCAUCCGCCGAAUUCAUGAUAUUAUCCAGCGUGUAGAAACACUCCUUCAGAAGGAUAAAUUGAACAAAGACCAGGGGGCUCUGGGCAAGCCUGGUGUGCAAUGUAUGUCUCCUACUUCAGCUACUAAUGGUCUCUCGGCUGAGCUGCCACUGCAAGACCUCUCGUGUUCCAUCUCCUCAUCCUCAUCUCUUAGUGAUUUUGGUUGCCCUAGCCCAGGACAGUCUGUGUCAUCACCUGUCCAAACUUCAGUGGUGGAUGCAGUUUCUGAGAAUGAGCCCUUUAGACCCAUCGUUCCCCCAUCAACUACCCAAAACUUUGGGCAACCGGUGCUUUCAACUACAUCCACAGGUGUCCCCAGUAUGCCUGGACAGACCUGGCCAACCUACCAUAUGUAUCCAGGGACUCCUACAGCUCCCUCUUACCUUGUCCCCAUCCCUCAACCAGUUUCUUCACCCAAUUCUGUUCUCCCCACAUUACCCCUUACCUCAUCCACUGCCCCAUCCAGUGGCACUGCUGUGCAUGCACCGCCUGUCCCCAUGUGGCCCCCCUCUACUUCCCCAUUGUUCUCCCUCGCCAAUGUCUUCUCUCUGGCUGUGAUGAGCAUGGCCCAGUCGCUUCUUCCAGCAGUAUCAGUAGGGACUGCCCAGACGGGGCCUCUCUAUACCUCACCAGUCCUACAACCACCAAUACUCUGCCCACCGAGCUCAACUGCUUCACGCUUUAUCUACCCUGAGCUGGUGCCUCCCCACAAACCAGCCCACUUAGCCAAUGGGAUGUUGGGGCCAAUGGUGUCUCCAGGCUAUAAGCCAUCCCCGGUCACCUCAGUUGCUGGGAAUCCUGAGAACAGUCCAGUAGCUCCUGUCUCUUCCUGGUCUGGAUCACAAUUAACCAAAUCAGAUCUGCCUACCUCCAGUGGUUCCUCUGCCCAACACUCAACCAUCAGUGAAGGAGAGCCCAAGCCACAAAUCCUGGGCCGUUUCCAGGUGACACCCACACAGAAUAUUCCAUCAGAAUCUCCCCCCAAAAGCAAUGGGCCUGACAUCUCGAGCACUUCCGAAUCCGACAGUGGAUCUCCUGGUGAAACACCCGUGCAGGAAGUCGAGGAGGGCACCACCACUGUGGCAGAAGGAGAAGGGGAAGGGGAGCCCAUACACAGCAACAUUGUCUGGACGAAUUAUAUGCACAGCCCUUCCUACCCAAGCAGUGAUGAUUCAGAUAGCACAGAAGAUGAUGAUGUCUGGAUUGAACUGCAAGCCUUACGCCAGAAGCAUCUCUCUGAAGUAGAAAAGCUCCAGGCACAGCAGAAACGAGAAAUAGAGGAGCUUUAUGCCCGCCUUGGCAAGGUGCCACCUGCUGGAAUUGUGUCACCUGCUGCCAUGCUCUCCAGCCGCCAACGCCGCCUCUCUAAGGGCACCUUCAAUCCCCUGAGGCGCAGCAGCCUGCAGCGCCCAGACUCGGCACAGCCUCAAGGGAUCAUGCGGAGAAAUUCUGUGAGUGGCAGCAGCCUCACCUCUCAAGAGCAGCGGCAAAGUAAAGGCGUGAAGUUUGCCAGUGAUGUUGGAUGCCUGUAACCAGACCAUUUGUGGAUACUUUUGUGGACUCUACCUCAGCCUGUUGCCCACCCUCAAAAGGAUGGAGUGAAAGGGCCUUCUGCAGCAUCUGCCUUUUGCUUUAUUUAUAAGGCCAAUCACCAUCAUUCAGUAUGGCAAAGAUAGCUUGAUAAAAGGAAUAGAACUGCUGCCUCUGAGAAUUGUAUCAGUACCAAAGGAGCAAGGAUGACAACAGCUCAGCGCUGCUGAGCUUCUCUCUGUAAGCUUUGGAUCUGCAAAGGAUGCCAAGCCCCUGUUGUUUGGGAGGACUUCUCAUGAAAAUGCCAGGAUGUACAUGCCUUUUUGCUGUUUCUCCGUUAUAAAGGAAUGCUACUGAAACAGAAGCAAGAUCCCCUAUGGGAUCCUUCGUUCUCUGGAGUGAAAUCCUCAUGCUUCAAGCUUUAUUGAUCUAUGUGCCUUGACAAGAGGGAGGUCAGGACCUAGACUGAGCAGAUGUUGCUUGCUCCCCUUAAUUCCCAAAGCCAUCAAAGGCUCCUUUAGAAUCUUUAAGCAGCUGUCUUAUGGGAGAUGAGGGUGCCUUAGUAUUAAAGGAAUUGGGGCCUCUCCUCAUUGCUUGAGCUGCAAGCUCAGCCCCAACAGCAAUGGCAUUCUACUUGAUCUCCUCUGCACUUUUUAAAAACUUUGCCUUGAUUGGGGUACAACUUUACUUACAGGGGUAUCUGCACUUUGGAGUGAAACCCUUGUAUAUGAGGUUUUUAUAUAUCUACUGUAUAUAUAAAGAUGGGCUUUGGAAGGAAAGUUGAUGUUGCACAAGUUAUUUUCCUUUUUAUACAUCUGAAGUUCUCAUGUAGCAACUCCAGAAUGAGGAAACAGGUAUGUCCAUAUAAACCUGUAAUUACCAUAACAUGCCAAUUCAUAUUUAGCUAAGGUCCCCUCAAACGGGCAGCACCAACCUGGCCAAAAUAAAGAAAAGGUGAACCCAAAGGAGAUAAAUAAAUAUAUAUUCAGAGAACAUUCCAAAUUCUUUGAUCUUUUCUUUCUCUUCCCAGUACAGUACUUACUAUUAUAUUUUGAGCUCCCCUCUGAGGUUGGGUUCAGAUCAAGAGCUUUUGGUAGAGCUAUUCUGUUUUCCUCCAUAACCUUUUUGGAUUAAAAAAUGAGAAAAGCAGAUAGUGAGAAAACAAUGGUUACAAGUAGGAGAUAAUGGCAACUAUCCCUACCUUCUCCCAUGUAUUUCUGUCAAUAAGGCAGGCAUUAGCACAAAAGCUUUAUCAGGAAGUCAGUCCUCUGGAGGGCAUACAAGAUCCACAGGCUGUUUUGAAUCCCCCUCUCCCAGAGCAGAGAAGGCUGCAUUCCUGCACUGAGAGAUGAUCCAACCUACUAAGCCCCUUCUUGACUGCCAGUGUUUGACACACCAGCAUUAGUGCUACAGUGCUUGUUGGUAGGGGCAAAAAAAAAAAAAAAGUGUGCUCUUGGGGUAUUGGGGUGAGAAAAAGUGAAGGCUUGGAGCCACCAAAUCUAGUCUUCUCAUUUCCCUGGCACGUAUGCAUACAAGCAGCAAAUUUAUGGUAAUACUGGAGCCAGUAUAGAUUAAUUCACAUCCACUGCCAUCAGUAGAACUUCCAAGGGAAUAAAAUGGGCCAGUAAAAAGGGAAGAACCAUAAAAUGCUCCUCUUCUCCAUUCUGGCACAAUCCCAGAAGGCAUUGUAUUCUACUAUUCAUUUCUGCUCCCAUCCCCAGUAGAAUUCUUUAACAGCCAACCUCUUCAAUGGGAGAGGCUCAUUCCACAGUAACAGAAAUGUAUUUAUGAAAACCACCAUCGUUUGGAUACACCAAAGAGGAACCAUCUCCUGAUCAAAGCUCUUUACGAGCAGAGGAGGGACUCUAACAGAAUCAGCAAAGACAAAUGGAUGGGGGUCAUUUUAUAAUAGGAGGGAUCUGGGUGAAAGUGACAAGCAGAAACUGUCACACAUUUCAGCUAUUUGAGUCAUUUGCUCCCCAAGACUUCUCACGUACCUGAGUUUGGGGGAGGGAAUUACUCAUGUCAGGUAUGUAAUUCUUCCAGCUCUGAGGACAGUUUAUUCCUCUAUACCAGUUGCUGAAGAACAGAAGUGGUAGAUACUAUUGGAUUCAAUCCUGCUUACGUGGUUGAUAUAAAUAUAUUGCUGGCCAUUCUGGGGAACUAGUAUUAGGUUAAAAUAUAACUGCCCUAAUCAGCUCUUGAUCAUUCCAGAACUGAAUUUAAAAUCUUUUAUAUUGAGAGGAGGGGAAAAAAUCUGCUGUUGAAAUCAGAAUUGCAAACCAAUAAUACAGGCCAGCUUUUACUAAAGGGAAAAUUCCCUUCUUCCCCUUCUAAAGAAAUUCACAUUUGAUAAAUGCCUUGUCUGGCUUCUGGUCAAAUGCUGGUUUAAUGAUUUACUUACUCCAAACAGAACACGAGAAACAAUAAGAGCAGCAAUACAUUGUCAAAGUAGCACAUCAAAAAGCUGAUGGCCUGGAAAUAAACAUGCCAAAGCCUGCAAGAAUUCUGCUUGAUAGAAAACUUCAACUCUGGGGAUUUGUGCCAUAAAAGUACAGGCUCAUCGUACAGAUACUAAAUGUCAAGUUCAUUUUUCCACUUCCUGAAGCCACCCUUAUACAUAUAUAUAAUUUUUAUUAAGAAUUUUGAUUAUAAUAGUAAAAUGUAAUACAAGCUAAA